UUGGGCGACAUUCCGAUAUUAUCGCAAUAUUUGUACUCAUGAUUAUCGUAUGGAAGGUAGCAACAUGAGCGAGGAAAUACCGUAAUUCAAUGACUAUGGUCAAUGACUAGCGUGAUAUUGUUUCGUAUGUGUACAUAGCUUUUUUUAAGUUUAUAUAUACCAUAAACAUGAUAUGAUUUUUAAGUACCGCCUAACUCUACUGUGUGACUUCGUGUUGUGUGUGACUGUUCAGUUCGUGUUAACACGUGGGGGGCAUGUAGUAAAACACUGACUACCGGAACACCACCGGAACACCACCAUUUUGUUUGAGGUUAUGGUUAGGGUUAGGGUUGGGGGUUAGGGUUGGGGUUAGGCGGUGUUCCGGUAGUCAGUGUUUUACUACAUGCCCACGUGGGUACGCGCGUUUAAACGCGUGUUUUGCAUCACGAGUAUCUCAUUCACAUUCACUUGUAUGUCAAAACAUUAAAAAGUUGUGACAUUGAUUGCUAUACUGGUGACCCUGGCGGUUUACGAAACGGAAAGUUGCAACAACGCCUGUAGCAAGCCUAGCUAUUGGACUGCCUACGACCUUACCUGUACAAAUCUGAUAGCGUAAUUUAUCUCUACAGACACCGAUUUCCUUUCUCUCUCAAUCUUCAACUGUCGAUCGUCCUGGCCACGCCAGGCAAAUCUGCGAUUUUCUACUUUCCUGAAAAAAUAGAAGUUGAUCGAAUAUGAAUGCAUACCUCCGCCAGUGAAUUAAUUCAUGUAUAAAGCAUAACUUCUGGAUUUGAAAUAACGGCCGAUCAACGGACAUGGUGCAGUGAGAAAUGAUUAUUGAUCGAACAAAUCCUUGGUACCAGUCAUGUUGUCUAGUCAGUUCGCGUGCUUUAAAAGGAAAUUAAAUUUUCCGUAAUUUCAUAUGAAAUAUAGAAUUUAUUCAAAAUUAAAUUUUGUUACAAAAGCUCGUACUGGACAUUUAUGUUUCCAAGAAAGGAGAGUAUGAAAUUAGAUUCUAGACUAUAAGACAGCGAAUAGGGAAGCCCUCCAGAAGUAAAAGGAGGCUAAGCCAUUCCAAAAUCCAAUCAGAGCAAGAGAGUAGGCAGAUAGGCAGAACAUUGGAACUUACAGAUAAACAUGCUGCCUCCAUGCAUGGAGAAUGAAUCUAUAUCAGCAGUCAGAUAUAACAAAAAUCAGCAGACAACACGGAGGGACACACCAUUAAGUCAUAAAGAAACCACCCAAGAUCGAGAUUCUAAGAAAACAUGCAAAAACUGUGGGGGCGCAUACCCACAUAGCGGGUCCUGCCCAGCUCAAGGUAAGACCUGCAAUUAUUGCAAGAAACUAAAUCACUUUAAGAGAGUCUGCAUGAAACUUAAGAAAAAAGAACCUAUUAACACAGUUUAGGAACGAGCCCCAGCAAAUGAUUCGAGAGUGUCUGACUCAUCUAGCGAAGAUGAGUACUGUUAUGGCGCGCGCUUUGACGAAGACGUCAUAAAAUUUGUAAAUGAAAAAACGCCUAAAACGUCAGUGAAAUUAAACAAUGUCAAGUGCCAGAUGACAAUUGAUACAGGGGCUUCAGUCAACAUUAUAGACGAAACUACUUACAAGUGGUUAAGUCAGCCUACUUUAAAGAAAAAACAAUUGACAAAAUGUUUAUACCCUUAUGGUAGUGGUCAACCAUUAAGGGUGAUAGGACGAUGUGACUUACUUGUUGAAACAAGCAAGAAAAUCCAAAGUCAUGAAUUCUAUAUCGUCCCAGGUGAUCAUGGAUCACUGCUGGGAUACCCCACUUCUAUUGAACUAGAUCUCAUUGCGGUCCUUAACAACAUUACCGACUCCCACCUUAAGAAUGAGAAUCUCUUCAAAGGAAUAGGGAAACUAAGAGACACUACGGUAAAGCUGCAUAUUCACGAAACUGUCAAACCGGUGGCGCAAAAACAGCGCAGGACACCGUUUCAUCUAAGAGACAAAGUAGCAAACGAAAUCGAAAAACUCCUAAAAGAAGACGUCAUCGAGAAAGUCGAGGACACCCCUACACCAUGGGUAUCACCCAUUGUUACACCACCAAAAAAAGAACCAGGAGCAAUAAGACUGUGCAUAGAUAUGCGCGAGCCCAACAAGGCGAUUCAACGCGAGAGACAUCAAAUGCCAACCAUUGAUGAACUUAUCAAUGAUCUUAACAGGGCUAAAGUUUUUAGCAAGCUAGACUUGCGCGCGGGUUACCAUCAACUCGAAUUACAUGAGGACUCAAGAUAUAUCACAACUUUUAGUACUCAUAUCGGCCUCUAUCGUUAUAAGAGACUUAAUUUUGGAAUAUGUUCGGCUUCAGAAAUAUUCCAAGAAGCCAUACACAACGUUAUUCAUGAUAUCCCUGGAGCAAAGAACAUUGCAGACGAUAUCAUAAUCUUUGGUACUAAUCAGAAACAACACGACAUCGCACUAGAGGCUACUCUCCAAAGACUCGAGAAAAAAGGCCUAACCCUGAAUAGGGAGAAAUGUGAGUUCAACAAAGAUGAAGUUGAAUUCUUCGGCUUGGUCUUUAACGCGAGCGGGGUAUCACCAGACCCGAAAAAGGUUGAUUCUUUGAAGAAAACACAAGCACCAGUCAAUGUAUCAGAAGUGAAGAGCUUUCUCGGCAUGAUGAACUACUCUGCGCGAUUUAUUCCUAACUAUGCCACGCUGAGUGAACCACUUCGACGUCUCACACGGAAUGACGCCACAUGGACCUGGUCCACUGAACAAGAAAAUGCAUUUAUACAACUUAAGCAAUCCUUAACAGCUGAUACCAUCAUUGCAUACUUUGAUCCCAGCAAAGAGAUCGAAAUAAUCGUCGACGCUAGCCCCGUUGGUUUAGGUGCCAUGCUGGAACAAGACGGAAGAAUUGUAGCGUUCGCAAGUAGAGCUCUCACUGACACUGAGUCUCGAUACAGUCAAACAGAGAGGGAAGCUCUAGCAAUUGUCUGGGCGUGCGAACAUUUCGAUAUGUAUGUGAGAGGAGCCAAGAGUUUUAAAGUGAUUACUGACCACAAGCCGCUUGAACGCAUUUGGCAAAAGGCAAAACCGCCACUACGAAUCGAAAGAUGGGGGUUAAGGUUGCAGCCGUAUAAGUUUUCUAUCGAGUAUCGCCCCGGUGAAAAAAACCCUGCGGACUACAUGUCCCGGCAUCCGGACGCAUCUGAAGCCAAAGCCACGUCGCGCGAGCAGAAGUUUGCAGAACAUUAUGUCAAUUUCAUUGCCGAAACAUCAACUUUUCCUGCUAUGUCACUUGAGGAAGUAAAGAGCGCUACAAGUCAAGAUAAGACUCUAAUGAAAGCCAUCGAGUAUGUACGCAACGGACGGUGGUUUGAAAUCAAGACUGUUUGUGAUUCAGAAGUGGAUAUCAAAGAAUUACAAGAGAUAAGCAAUGUUCGUGAAGAGCUUAGCUGUCUAGAUAACGUGCUUUUACGUGGAUACAAGAUUGUGUUACCGGCAAAGCUGCGCAACAAAGCAGUAUCUAUUGCACACGAAGGCCAUCAAGGGAUGAACAGGACAAAGUCUUUUAUCAGAUCAAAAGUAUGGUUUCCACGGCUGAACGAGAAAGUCGAACACACUGUGCAGAACUGUUUAGCUUGCCAAACUACAUAUGCGGGACCAGAACGAAUGGAACCUUUGAACAUGUCUGAAAUGCCUGAAAAAGCAUGGGAAAAUCUCAGCAUGGAUUUUUGCGGUCCCCUCCCAACGGGAGAGUAUCUGCUCGUCAUCGUCGAUGAGUAUUCUAGGUAUCCAGUGGUAGAGAUAACGAAAUCAGUCUCCGCAAAUGCUACGGUACCGGUUGUCGAUAAAGUGCUAUCAAUCUUUGGGUGCCCACAGGUUAUCAAAACUGACAAUGGCAGCCCGUUUAACUCCAAUUCAUUCGCGCACUUCGCAUCCUACAGCGGCUUCACCCACCGACGAAUAACUCCACGUUGGCCCAGGGCUAAUGCUCAGGCUGAAUCUUUUAAUAAACCACUGAUGAAAGCUGUGAGAGCAGCAACCGUUGAAGGAAAGUGCUGGAAGCAAGAGCUCCACAAAUUUUUACGUCAGUAUCGUGCAACCCCACAUCCAUCUACAGGAUUUAGCCCAUAUCAUCUUAUGUUCGGUCGUGCAUCUCAAACAAGAUUACCUCAAGUUACACCUCCCACCAAAGAGACCGAAAUUGAACACGAGGCAAGACGAAACGACAACCGAGCCAAGACCAACAUGAAACGAUAUGCGGACACGAGAAAACAUGCAACACCCUGCGACCUUAAAGUUGGUGACACAGUGUUGGUCAAGAAUGAGAAAAGACGGAAUAAGUUGGCUCCAUUUUACAGCGUCGAGCCACAUAUCGUCACUUCGAAGAACGGAAGCAUGGUUACAGCUAGGGCAAACGACAAGCAAAUUACCCGCAACACAUCAUGUUUCAAAAAGGCUCCCGAGCUUAGCUACCAAAAGGAAGAAAGACCAACAAAAUCAGACAAAAAAACUUCGGAAAGUGAUAAUCAUCAACCGAAUAACGGCGUGGACAACGGUAACGAACCGUCAGGAAGCAAUCGCACAUUAACAAGUAACAAAUCUGAUACAGCCACUCCGACAGCGCCAGAAGGAGGAGAAGUAAGAGUGGGACAGCGCCCUACACGUACUCGGAGAGAACCAGCUCGUUUAAAGGACUUUGUACGAUAUUGAUAGUCAAUUCAGUUAACACGAAAACGAUUACUUAUUAAUACUAAUACAGUUUAAUGACUCUAGAUAGCACGGACUGAGUGAUUCGAACUGUGCUGUCUCACUGCGUUGAGAUUUACAGUGUAAUUUAUUGUUGACAUUGGGGUUGUUCUGUUCAAAGUUAUGUUAAAUAUCCAACUAGUUUUGGGGAGGGAUGUAGUGUCCAGUAACACUCGGUGAAGUGAGCCCGCGAGGACGGGGUACGAACGUUCAUAGUACGUUUUUAGAUCUGGAUUGUUGACGUUAAGUUUAUCGGGAAUUUAUGUGAAUUUAAAGCAAUAAAGUGAGACCUUUACAAGUAUUUGAUUGGCUUCGCACAAGACACAAGUAUUUGAUUAGCUUUGCUAUUUCCAUUUUGCAACAGAGUAUAAACAUAUUUAACUAUAUAAUAAUUAAUAUAUAUGUGCCUUUAUUACAACAUAUUCAUAUAAAUCAUAUAAUUCGUAUUUGCAUGUGUAUUACAUAUAAAUUAAAUUAUUUUUAGAACUAAUCGAGUUGGUGACUGACACGCACUACAAGUCAGUGCUUCGCAAACGAAUCGCCCAUUCGCAUAUUAUAAUAUGGAGAGGUCUUACAAGAUACACUUGCAGAUUAUGAUCCUACAUCAUAGGGUUGGGACGUUACCUCUCUUAUAAAAGGUAAAAAAUAUGAAAUAUAUAUAGUGAAAUAUAUAUGAAAUAUAAUAUAUAUAUACACUCACGACCUUCCAUUAUAUGCAUUGGUUGAUUAAUCAUUGUUCUUAUUUUCUUAAGUUUCUGAUAGUAAAAGAACAACUUACAUUGAAAAAGAGGAGAGUGUCGACAAAGGGCAUGAUACUAAGAUACCAGGCUUGGCUGAUACAGAAGGUACAGUACAUAUUAAUAUAUAUUAAUUAUAUGUAUUGGCUAUUUGUCCUGGUUUUAUUCAGAGGGGAAUUUUUUGGGACACGCUGUACAUACAAUCAACAUGCCUUUCCAAUAGCACUUCUAUCAAUAAUAUUGUGACAUGCACUCAUGUACAAACCUCAAAUUUACCUUUGUACUAAUACCAGCCGAGUUGUGAAUGGCUUCAUUAUCUUUAAGAUAAUAUAAUAUUUUUAAUUUACAUGCAGAUGGAAUUAUAGCGUAUGGCCACAGGAAAUGGUAGGAAUAGACGGUGAUAAAUACCUCGUAAUUGCUUGCCUAUCUACAUAAUGUUGUUCAUCGUAAACAUUACCCAACUUGGAUCGUAUCAGUGUAUUGUGAAAGUUAACGACAAAGAAGAUACAAGAGGGUUUACCGUGAUGAUAAUAACUAUACUCCUACAUAUUGCCCCAACAUAGAAAAGUAUAAAAUACGCAUAUACAGUAUAUGUGUUGAAUUGUCGAUAGCUUUUUUAGUGCAGAGGUCAUAUGACAUGUGCCUUUUUGUGAGGAUGCAAAUUUAAUUGAAUGAGAGAUUAAUAAAAUUAAUAGAGUGUAAACUAUCAAGGUGCAGGGGCGGAUCUAGGGGUUGUCAAACCAGUCACGCGACUAACGUAAAAAUUGCAAACUUAAUUAAAGUCUUAAAUAUUCGACCAAUAGUCCAGUUAUUUUUUAUCAUGCAGCGACACCUUAUAAUAGUCCAGUAUCUAUUAUCAUGUAACUGUAGUCCAGUUAUCAAAUUUCAUACAGUGGUUGAGCCGACGAGCUUAGUCAAGUCAAUGAGCAGCUGACAUACGCAAACUUGGUCAGUCAAAAAGUCAAAAUCCAGUGUUUUGAUUGGUCUAGACGCUUAUUGCCAUGGUAACAAGCGAUUUUUUGCGAUUUUGACUGAUCUGUGGGGAGUUCUGACCGAUAUACAAAAGUCAGGGGCGCUCCAUUAGUCGGAAUAUCAUUAAUAUUUGACGCGUGAUAAAGUCUUUCCGAGCGCACGCUCAUUCGAAGUGUCAUGUUGUAGCUUUGUCGAAAGAUUCAAUUUAAAGAUAUCUACGGAAAAUUCGGCAAUGUCUGCUGCUCCAGAUUCCAGUCCUUGUAGUAUUCACGAAACGGUUCGAUCCACAUUUGCAGUGAAUGAUUUAGCUGUCUUACAAGACUGUUGCGCUGAUCUUGGGAGGAAAAUCAACGCUAAAUAUCGGAGAGUUCCAUUCAGUGAACAGUUGCUAAGCAGCGUAAGCGCCAUGAAUAGCACAAACUACAGUUUGACUGUUUGAGUAGAAGUAUUGGCGCCGAGAUCUUUAUUCUGAAGUGCAAUAAGGUAAAUUUAAUGUGAUAUGUAAAUUUUAUUUCAUUUUUGACAGCAUAACAAUAUUUAUAAGCAAACAAGAUGCGCGCCAUGCAUAUGUAAAAUAUGCAUGGCGCGCAUCUUGAUUUAGAUUUAGCUGUGAAUUUUGAUUUACACAACAAAUUUGCAUAUUUGUAAUUCUGCGGUUGAAGGUCCGUCAGAACUCAGUGAUUUGCUAGUCAAGUGAUCAAUGACUCAACAAGGCUAUUAGGCAACAAAAAUGAAUGUAGUACUAUCAUGAGAUAGUUAAACAUAAUACUAGCAAUCCGUAAUUUGAUAAAAUGAAACAUCUUCCACAAUUAUCACAUUUCUGCAAGUACUUCUCCUUUACUUUUCCCUAAGGAGCAAGUUGUGAGAGUCAGUCAGACUGAUAGUUGCUAUAAUUAUCUCCCAUUUCAUGAAGUUAAUUUUUUGUUGAAGCAGCUUUCAGAGUGAUGCAAAUUGCGUUUCGGAGGUUCAAAAAUAUAAAAAUUCCUGGGGGACAGACCCCCCCUAGGUGCCUUGCGCAUUCGCCGCCCGCAAAACUAGAUUGUAGUAUUGUACAUCCGAAAACUUUGACUAACGUACAAAAAAUCCUGGAUCCGCCCCUGUGGGCAUGUAAAUGGCAAUGUUUAGCUAUACUAUAUUAAUUUUGAUAUUAUGUGAUAUAUUAUCAUGCAAUAUUAAUAUAACAGAAAAUAUAAUGCCAAGGAGAACGAUUGCAUGCAUAUGUUGUUAACUAACUAAAAUUCUAAGUAAGUGAUAAGUUAUGUUCUAAAUAAUAAAUAUAUGUAGAUUAUCUUUAAUGCAUUAUUUUAAUGAAUGGACAGUUUCAGAAAGCUUGAAAUAAGGAACUAUAGAGCGUUUGCACAUGACACCAUAGCCAUCAUGUUGGUGUUCCAAUUACAAAAAAAAUAAUUAGACUUUUUUGUAUGAAGCACUAACAUGGUCACCAUGGCUGUUGUUAAGUUGGUCUCUGGGGAAUGAGUGCAAACAAUCUAUAUGCUCUUUGUACAUCCUUGCAUGGGAUAUUUAAGUUAUUUCGUUUAAUCAUUUUCAAGGAAAUUACAUCAUCCCAAUCUAUUACUUCUAGUAGGUUAUUACAAAAUUAAAGAUAAGCUGUGGCUUAUAUCUCCAUUCAUUAACAGUUUAGAUUUGGAAAAACUUAUUUUUGGUAACCUUCCGCCAUUUCAGGUAUAAUAAUUAGUUAUAACCCAUUUUUAAAAAAUGACAGCAAGCAGCAUGACCGGUUAAAUCAGGAUCAGGUGGAGGGGAGGAUGAAUAUGUGUGGCUAGGCAGCUGGUCCACACAGAUUGGCACACAGUGGGUCAGUCUGUGUGGGCCUGUGGCUAGACAGGCCCACAUAGAUUGGCACACAGAUUGGCUAGGCAGCAUUGCUGUUUCUUCUAGGCGAGGGAAUUGAUGAGUAGCCUGCCAGAGAGUAUGAGUAAAAUUGCUGUAAAUAUGUAGCACUGGAUAGUAAAUAUGCGAAAUUAGGCUUUAACUUAUUAUAGUACUACAGGUGCAAGGCAAUAAGAUGUAUACAGACUACAGUGAUGACUAUUAAUAAAUUACUUCUGGAAAAAAUUAAAUAGAUCCCACCUUGAUUUGGGAUUCCCGCAGGGAAAUGGUGUUUUAAAAGCUCUGAUCCCAAGAGAGCUUUGUUGUUAUUGUGUAUGCAUUGUAGGAACAUAUUGUGGAAUGCAUUCUUUUGUACAAUCAGAAUUUCCUUGCUAUCAAAAUGUAAACAAGGCAAGCGGACUAUGUGGUGAAAUCAUAUAACAAAUACAAUAGGGCUUGCCUUAUGAGUUAUGUUGUUUAGAUUCCAUGUAUUUGAUAUAAAUUUACACUGUGUUCAUUGAAUUUUGAUCUUUUAGCCUACCUUUAGGUUUAUGCUUUUAUUACUGUACAAAAUAAUGUGUGGGAAGCCAUUUGUUUUACUGUAUUUCAUUUUUUAAAUAUUUGAAUAACUUAGCUUACAUAUCAAUGAACUGAAAUUCAGUCAAUCAUAAUUGUCUGCCGCUGGCUACCAAAAGUGAUCAAUUUUACCAGGGCUUUUGGGCAGUCCCUUCCUCAAUUUUCUCCUCUAGAAGAACUGUUAUAGAAGAGUCAGUGAAGCUGGAUAAUUUGUACCUGGAUAAAGAAGAUUAUUACUAUAACCAAAAACAAACGUUUUCUUUACUUGUCCCCAUGUAAAGCAUUGUUGAUCAUAACGAUAAAUGCCGUCAUGGAAACGAUUGACUCGUACUAAUACUGUAAUAUCAUAGCAUGCAACUUACAAGCCUGUAUUUGCAUGCAAAAGCUAUAAUUCACCAAGACCUAAAGCCAGCUAAUAUUUUGGUAAGUAAUUAUGUACCCAUGAUAUGACAUUAACGGAAAAUAUUAAUAAUUUGCUUGUUAUGUUACUCUGAGUGUGUAUCCACACCGGGCAGGCUUGAAAAAUAUGCCUGGCCACGGUGAGUAUCGAACCUAUGACCUUUGGAAUACUAGUCCAAUGCUCUGCCAACUGAGCUAUGCGGUCAGGUCGGUUCGAGAUGCUAUAUUUUGGAACUGAGUCUAGUUCCUUUAAUAUCAAUGUAAUCUAAUAAUUAUGAUAUAUUUGUUGUGUUGGUGUAGUGUACUCAGGUGAAUAAGAUGCUUGUGAUGUUACUCUGAGUGCGUAUCCACACCGGGCAGGCUUGAAAAAUAUGCCUGGCCACGGUGGGAAUCGAACCUACGACCUUUGGAAUACUAGCCCAUAAUUAUUAGAUCACAUUGGGUGUGUAUGUUACUCUGAGUGUGUAUCCGGUGUGGAUACACACUCAGAGUAACAUCACAAGCAUCUUAUUCACCUGAGUACACUACACCAACACAACAAAUAUAUCAUAUUAAUAACUUACUGACUGAUGAGGGCAUGUAUGUAUUUACAAAAUAUUUUUUCAUUAAUUUUAUGCUAUAUGUCUUAUGGUAGGUUAUUAAUUAGAAGGUUCAGAUUUCACUACCACUACCAAUGCAUCUGAUAGGUUAAUCGGAUCUAUCAAAAGUGUCUGACUGGUUAAUAAUCCUCUGUAAUGUUUGACAUUUACAGGUAGAAAAGAGAACAUAGGUUGUAUAAUAAUGCAGUUAGCCUAAUUAAGAGAGGAUGUCCACAAAAAUCAAACAUAAGGCGGCCACAACGGAAAAAUCGAUUUUGCUCAAAUUUUCCCAGAUAUACCUUAUUAUAUCGGAAAAUGCACCAUAUAUUUUUUUAGGUCAAAUGCUUUUUUAACUUUGAGAAAAUGCCGUUUUAACACGACCACCCUAAAUCGCCAUUUUGUCUGGGAAAAUAUGCGCUGAUUUUACAGAUAAAUUUCACGACGACAACCGUUUCUAAUCGAUCUAAAACCCUAAAAAUCUUGUUUUCAGUUAUUCAAAGGACUGUGUACAUGACUUACAGGAAAUCUGAGUUACUUUUAGGAAUAGAAAUAAUCGUAGUUUUGGAGCACACUAUCUUACCUCAUUUACGAUACCCUCUUAACAAAACCGAUUUUCACCAUGGGAUAAAGCUCCAAAUCGAUCAUGCUUCUACUAGUUGGCUCUUUAAUAAACAGGCUUUCAAUUGACGUAAAUACUUCUUUGGGCAAAUGAAUACGCGAUAAACGACAGCGCGUUGAAAUCGUCCGUUUUUGACGUCUUGCAAGUCAAACGCUGUUAAUUUACAUACCGUCGAAGUAAACAAUUUAAUCAAGUAUUUUAAGUAUUUUACCUUUUGAUAAGAAGAUAUAUUCUUGAAUGGAGACUUUUUGCCUUGCUAAGUUUAAAAUUGAUCCAGAAAUCCCGAUAUAUUUGUGAAAUAUCAUCAUAUACAGGUAUUUUGAGAUAUAAUAUUGUUGUCAGUUGCAUGAUAACUUCAGAUCACUGUUCAAUAGUGUCUACUUUUAAUAGCGCUAACAUACAAAUCGAUGAGCUGUUUAGGGAUUAUAUUUGUUACUAAAUUUAUCAAAAUAAUUAGAACUACAACUGCUGUUUUCAGAAGUUUUGUUCCAUUUUGUCCAUAUUAUUAAAUUAAUGUACCAGUUAUGUAUCGACUAUAAUGUUUACGAAGACGUAAGUUAAUUAUUAAGCAGGUGUUAGCGUGCGUGACAUGAAAUGAACGUUUAUCAAUAUGUUUAUCAAUUUUUAGUUUACCAGCCCUUAUAUUUGAAUAGCCGAAUUCAUACGCGAAACUCGUCUUAGACGGAAACUCGUCUGUCAAAACCCACCUGAAUAUGAAUUUAGGGACGGAUAAAUUCGAAUUUAAGACGAGUUUCCCGUCUAAUACGAGUUUCCCGUCUCUAAUAUGAAUUCGGCUAAUGUGUGUUAAAACUGCAAGGUCAUUAAAUCUCAUUAAAAUCCCACAGACCACAACGAUUAUACGUAUUGAUUGUUUUCUUGACGAUAGUAGACGCGUACGGAUGCAUGUCGCAUAAGAGGUUAUUUCGCUGGCCUCAGAAUGACAAAACGUAACAAAGCUUUACACUAACCCUAUUCCAAACACCAACUUUAUAUUAAAAAUGCUAGAUGCGCGACCAGGAUUCAUAAUAAAGUUUCUGAAACGUUCUCUGAUCGUAAAUUUUUUAUUUGAAACACAAGCUUUCGACUGCCAGUCUGCAGUCUUCGACAGGUAAAGUGAUAAUAAACUAUUCUAUACGGAUAUAGCUACAAGGACAGUGGUUUACAAUUACAAUUAUAAUGACAUGCAAUAUAACAAUGAUUAGUUCCGCCUACGCAAACUCUCAGUGAAACGA
This is a messenger RNA of Paramuricea clavata, 11644 nucleotides long. NCBI's taxonomy places the organism in Eukaryota, Metazoa, Cnidaria, Anthozoa, Malacalcyonacea, Plexauridae. The record is from the annotation of a GenBank genome assembly.